Antechinus flavipes (yellow-footed antechinus) is the source of this 3804-nucleotide messenger RNA. RefSeq names its product zinc finger protein ZFP2-like. Lineage: Eukaryota; Metazoa; Chordata; Mammalia; Dasyuromorphia; Dasyuridae. Bases 418 to 765 code for a protein of 115 amino acids. Gene Ontology annotation, biological process: regulation of transcription by RNA polymerase II. The record is from RefSeq and is a predicted model, not a curated record. The transcript has 6 exons. Gene Ontology annotation, molecular function: DNA-binding transcription factor activity; RNA polymerase II cis-regulatory region sequence-specific DNA binding.
GCGGUCGUUCGCCGCUCCUUAGAACUACGAUUCCCAGAAUUCCAUGGACUGCAGGGGCGCUUCUUUCUGAGGACUUGCAGGGCCACACCGUUAGGGGUUACGAAGCAGGGAAGGCAGCGGUAAAAGAGGUAAGAGCCUCGGUUGAGAUGGCAUUCUGGGAAAUGGAGUUUAGGAGCGGGAAUGUCUUCGACUCGCGGACGUCUUGAAUGGGCAGUCCGGAAGCCCACCCUGCGCAGGCGCACUAAGCUGUCUGGCCUGGCGGGUGCGUCCUCUUCGCUGGCAGCGUUGGUCGGAUUGCAGACCUACGGGAAGAGCUUCAGGGCUGAGGCUGGAGAGUGAUACAGAGGAACAGAUCCUGGGACUGCUGGCGCCUUUGCAAUUCCUGACCAUCUCUAAAACAGUGAGGAAGGGCUAACCAUGGAGGAUUUGACCCAAAUGAUUGGAGAGAGAGCUCUGCCUUCCCAGGAUGAGAAUCCCCCAGAUGAGGACAUGGCUGCUGUGGUCUUGCCAGCUGGACCCCAGCAAUCAGUGGCAUAUAAGAAUGUAGCUAUGGCCUUUGGCCAAGAGGAGUGGAGUCAAUUGGACCCUACUCAAAAGGACGUGUACAGAGAUGUGAUAUUGGAAAAGUAUCGGCACUUGGUUUCAAUGGGGCUUCCAAUUUCCAAACCUGAUGUCAUCUCACAGUUAGAGAGAAAAGAAGACCCAUGGAUGCUGGAAAGGGAAGUCUCAAGAGACGUCUAUUCAGGUCUGUUGGAAUUGUCUUGAAUCACCUCAUUGUUGAAAAGAUCCAAGUUCAUCACAGUUGUUACUUAAUCUUACUGUUGCCAUAUACAAUGUUUUCCUGGUUCUGCUCACUUCACUCAGCAUCAGUUCAUGUAAGGCUCUCCAGGCCUCUCUGAAAUCAUCCUGCUGAUUGUUUCUCACAGAACAAUAAUAUUCCAUAACGUUCAUAUACCACAAUUUAUUCAACCAUUCCCCAACUGAUGGGCAUCUGCUCAGUUUCCAGCUUCUGGCCACUAUGAAGAGGGCUACCACAAACAUAAUUGCACAUACAGGUCCCUUUCCCUCCUUUAAGAUCUCUUUGGGAUAUAAGCCCAGUAGAAACACUGCUGGGUCAAAGGGUAUGCACAGUUUGAUAGCCCUUAGGGCAUGGUUCUAUAUUGCUCUCCAGAAUGGCUGGAUCAGUUCACAACUCCACCACCAAUGUCUUAGUCUCUUUUCAAAAACAUUGUGGGAAAUGCCAACAUUCAUUUUUACUCAGGUAAAGACGAUGGCUAUGACUCCCCACUAGUCCUGUGCCAAGCUGUCCAGGGAAAGCACAGCAGCCCAGAUGCUGGCUCCUCCAGCCUCAAUCCCAUUGGGCUUACUCUCUUAAGUUAUGGAAGUAGUUCUAAUGGAACAAAAGUCCACUAGUGUUUUCAGUCAUUUCUUUACUGUAUCCCUGGGGUGGCAGAGUAUCAUUGGCUCACUUCCUUCUCAUGGGUCCUAAUAACUCCCUGUCACCAAAUAGUUAAUGUGACCUCUUUCUUUGCUAGCAAAGCAGGCACAGAACUUGAGAUAUGGAUCUGGAAAAUUAAGUGUCAUGAGUGUACAACUUCAUACUCCCCAGUGCUGUUGUAAAAAUAAGAAUUUAUGGUAUUAAAAGAAAAAAAUAUUAUGAAAUGAAGUAUAAAUUGUACAAUAACAGAAUCAAGAACAAUUUUCAUAUUGAAAAGGUUGGUGUUCUUAUUUUUUCAUACUCUGGCCUCAUCACGCCCUUUUAUCCUCUUACUCAGCUUAUCUUCAAUUGAUAAGCAAAGUAACAUUUUGCUACUCACUAAGAGCCUCUUUUCCUUCUGGCUCUCUGUGAACUCAUUAGUUUCUUUCUUUCUUUUUUUUUUCCUUUAUCACAAUAGCUAGCCUCUGCUCAGCGCUGCCUUUCUGGAGCAACUUCCCUCUCGUAUUCCAUUUCUCUUAUUUAACAACCUUUUCCAGUCUGGUUCUCUUUUUCUUUGUAUAGUUAAGGCACAUGCAUAUGAACUGACUUUCUAGUUAACCAACGUAGUAGCUUCAUUUCUCAAAGCAAUCAGGUACUUAAAUAAAAAAGUUUGUGCUUUUUUGUUUUUUAUACUAUGCAAUCUUCUCAUAUUAUCUUCCCUCUCUACCCCCUCAUUCCAGCCAACAGGAUACCCUUCACUCCCACCCCCCAACUCCCUAUUUCCACCCAUCCAGCCACUCCUAAUAACUAAGAAAAAUAAUAGAGCAAAAGUGACCAGCACAGUGACCGUAUCUAUCAAGUAUAUUUUUAUAAUCUGCUGUCCCCCUCCAACACAUACACCUCCUUCCCAACAAAGAGGUUUGAGAUAUGUUUAUCAAACUGUCCUCUGGAACUCAUCAUGUUAUAAGCCAAAGACAAAUUAAACAAAUUUUUUUCAUGCUUCCAAAUCUGGGUCUCCAGCUUUGAUCUCUCAUUUGCAUUCCAAUCCCAUACUUCCAUCUAUUUAGAGACCCUGGGAUAACUCACACUUACCUCAUACUCUUCUCAUUCAAAAUUGCACUCUUUGUUGCCUCCAAACUAGUUCUUCCCUUUGUUGUUCUUCCUAUUUCUUAGGCAAGAAAACUGAAAAUUACUUCUGGCUCUUCCCUCUCAUCUGAUAUAAUCAUUCACUAAGUCCUGUUGAUUCAUACUUCGAAAAGUCUGAUUUGUCAUUUCUUCUCCACUUUGACUGACAGCAUUCAGUGGAAACCACCAUUACUGUAGGCUUAGAUUGUUGUAACAGUCUCCUACAUUUUCUUACAUCUUAUUUACUGAUUACUUCUGUCAUAUUCUUCUACCCCCAAAAAAACAUUGAUUUCAUCGUAACAUUUCCUCUCAAUCCAGGCGUGGUUAUUGAUUCCCAAUGCCACAACGGGCACUCCACCUCAUCAGAUUUUUAAAAACACUUAUUAGUGCCUUUUGUCUUUAUAUUGAAGUCAUUUCGAUUCUUCUUCCAUAUUGAACCUACCUCCUCAAAUGUGUUGAGCGUACUUUCCUCCAAUACUCCUAUUGCACUUGUGUAUAUAGUAUACAGUGCUGCAAUUACCUGUUGUAUUGGAGUAUUCCAUAAUUGUUUUGUGUGUGAUUUAUGUGCCUGCCUACAUUGGAAGCUUCUCCAAGCUUGCACAUUUAUUCCUAUCACAUCAUUGAUUUAGAACUGGAAUCUUAGUGAUUUUGUAGUGCAACCCCAUUUUGCAAAAGAGGUAACCAAAGCCCAGUGAGAAAAGGCUACACAGGUAGUCAUCCAAAUUGGUAUUUGAACUGUGUCAUCUAACUUCAAAUGUAGCACUCUUUCCUCUAUAAUACAGGCUUGGAGUAAGCACAAGACCUGUCCCACAAAAUGGCUACAAAACAGGCUUUCACAAACUAUUUUUCUUUUGGCUUUCUAAGGUGCCAGGAAGAUGAGAAAACUUUGCUCUUUCUCAUUUGUUUUGUCAUCUUAUUUUGCCCACCAGUUAUUUUCUGUUUCAUCUUUCCUAAGCAACUAUUAGGAGAGAAAGACAAAAAUUAAGAUGUGAUCUCUGCCUUCCAGAAGUUUAUGGUCUUUUUAGGUAGCAGGAUAUACAUAGAGAAAAGGUAUUCAUAAUGGUUCAAAGUGAUAUGUGUCAGUGUCAAAGUGAAAAACUACAGCUAGUAGGAGAAGAUUUUGGAAAAGAACAGGGUUGGCUGGAGUAGUUGGGGAAGAUUUUUAGAUGGGAUUUGACCUUGGCCCUGAAAGAUUUGGUUAGAUGAAAAAACAGAAGGGAAUUCUGGGUUGGAGAAUAGAAUGCUUAAGGCUGUGAAUAUUA